Molecule: messenger RNA, 589 nt
Organism: Chrysoperla carnea
Lineage: Eukaryota; Metazoa; Arthropoda; Insecta; Neuroptera; Chrysopidae
Exons: 2
Coding region: 86-502 (138 amino acids)
Source: RefSeq, a predicted model, not a curated record
AAUUAAACUUAUGUUCAAAUUUGACAGAUGAUUUCACAUUCAAAAUUUUCGGUGAUAAGACUUCAUUUUCCAUCAUUAAAAAAACAUGUCAUUCAUUAAAGGAACACCCACAACAUUUGUAUUGUCAAAACUGCAACAUAGUAAAAUCAAUGGUUCUCCCCAUCACACAAAGAUUCCCCUCAUAAAUCGUUAUAUUUCAAUUUUUCAUCAUCUUAAUAAAGAAUACAAAGCACCAAAUGAUCCAACUAAUAGAAUUCGUGAUACCAUGGUAAAAAUAAUCCGAGAAGAAACAUUUUGGACACGAAAAAAGAGCCAAAGAAACGAUACAGAGAUAAUAGAUAAAAUAAUUAAUAUGACUAAUUAUUGUUUUGCUAAUUCAGAAGAUUGUCCAAGAUUACGACGAUGCGUUGAGAAAGCUGAACAAGAAAUCAAAUAUAUAGAAAAUCCACAAGUUAAACGGCUGAUGAGGGAUACAUUAAUUAAGUCUAGAAAUGUAAGAUGAACUUAUGAAAAAUCAUAUGAAUUCGACUUUAUGAGUUUGAUUUUGAGUAAUAGGAUUUGUAUUUAUAAAAAAUAACACAAAAAUACG